This is a messenger RNA of Vitrella brassicaformis, 1331 nucleotides long. The record is from the annotation of a GenBank genome assembly. Lineage: Eukaryota; Vitrellaceae.
CUUCAUUGACUCGUUUUGUUCCUUUAAUCAUCAUCAAGCAGCUGUGCGCCAUCACGUGAGGGUCUGUCUCUUUGCAUAUGUUCUCCGUCUCUCUCUCUCUCUCUCUCGCUCCCUCUCUCUCUCUCUCCCGGCCACGUACAAAAGGAAAAGAGGCGACUACACAUCUGCCUGACUGUUCGCUCUCUCAUGGGCACUCGGUAGCCAGCCAGCCAGUCUGUCUUGCUUCCUGUCUGUCUGCCUGUCUGUCUGUCUGUCCGUUUUCUGUCUUUCAUCCAGAGAGACAUGGCAUCCACUCGACCUUCCAAGCAGUCAUUCCAUGCAGUCAUCCGAGCUGAAUGGCUUCGGGCCGGAUUGGAUGUGCUGCAGGUGUGCUGUGUGUGUGUGUGAGCGAGGGAGGGAGCACAGCACCGAUCAUUCUUCGUCGUGGAUCUUGUAGCAGCAGUAGCACUCUUCCUUAUCUUGUCCGGGACGGCAGGCGGUGGCGCCUCCAUCCGCCUUGCUGCGGCAGUAGUAGUGGAUGCCCGUGCAGGUCUUGUCGCCGGAGCGAGCAAUCGUCAUCCAUUUGUCCGCUCUGGUGCUGUCGUAGUACUCGUCAGGAUAAUUCUUGCGCAUGUAGUUGGCAUCCGUUGCAUCCAUGAAUUUCCUCAAGCCGCUACAUUGAACACGGACACACAUGCAGUACGUCGAGGUGACAGGCCUCUCGUCUCUCCUACUGUACUUACCUCAAGGGGGAAACCAAAACGGCCCCCACUCCCGCCGCGACACGCACCGGCUUCAAAGCGGGCGAACACUCUGUAGGCAUCAUGAUAUGUAUAUGGUGCAAGAUGCAUGUACUGUACCAACAAUCUUGGCGAGGGAACGGCACAUAAUCUCAUACCUUCGCCCACGUGCCAGUCGCCCUUCUUCUUGGACCCCAAAAACCAUAGUUCUUCGUCACCCACCGAGGCUCCUUUUCUGGGAAGACUUCAACCAGCUCCUUUCCAGAACAGAGGUAGCGCGCCUCGGUAAGCGCCGUGUUGUCGUGGCCAAGCUCGAUGAUGGAAUGCGUGGCGGUGGAGACAAUGUCAUCAUGGGGGCCUGUAAUGAAUGAGUGCAGCGGUGCACAAUUGAGGGAGUCCCAUACAUGCACACACACACGUACUUACAUACCCUCCUCUUUGGCUGCGUCAACUUGCACGCCGCCGCCCAGCAGCAGGACUAGAACCGAGACUGCCACAGCGAGUGGUGACAUCUGCAUAAUCAACCAAGUCGCUCUCUCUUUGUCCAACCAGAGAGAGAUCUUACGGAGGCUACGGUGUCAUCGAUAUCCCACUUCUUGAGCAGUCCGCGAU